Astyanax mexicanus (Mexican tetra) is the source of this 2860-nucleotide messenger RNA. RefSeq names its product DUF846 domain-containing protein. The record is from RefSeq and is a predicted model, not a curated record. Bases 67 to 666 code for a protein of 199 amino acids. Lineage: Eukaryota; Metazoa; Chordata; Actinopteri; Characiformes; Acestrorhamphidae. Gene Ontology annotation, biological process: protein secretion; vesicle-mediated transport. The transcript has 7 exons. Gene Ontology annotation, cellular component: Golgi membrane.
GGGUCCUUCAGGCGGAACUGCGGGCACCCUCUGUUUACAUACACGUCACUAGGAAGUUUAUCCGAGAUGUUGAGACAGGAUUCGCAGGGUGACGUCCCUCUGUUUGAUGAGGAUGAAAAUGCAGCCAGUAAGAACAGAUCAAAAAUACAACACCCUCUGGCCACGUUCUUCCACCUGUUUUUUCGCGUGAGCGCUGUCCUCGUCUACCUGCUGUGUGAGAUUAUCAGCAGCAGCUUUAUCGCCUGUAUGGUAACAAUUAUCCUCCUGCUGUCCUGCGACUUCUGGACAGUAAAGAAUGUAACCGGGCGGCUGCUGGUGGGACUGAGGUGGUGGAAUCAGGUGGAUGAGAACGGGAGGAGCCACUGGGUGUUCGAGUCCAGAAAAGAAUCCAGCAGGAAGGUGGUCUCCAGUUCAGAGUCACGGAUCUUCUGGCUGGGUCUGAUCGUGUGUCCGAUCCUCUGGGUUCUCUUCGUGUUUUCUACUCUCUUCUCCUUUAAGAUUAAGUGGCUGGCGGUGGUGAUUAUGGGACUUGUGUUACAGUGGGCUAACCUGUACGGAUAUGUUCGGUGUAAAGUUGGAGCUGGGACCAAUCUGAGGAACAUGGCGACCAACUACCUCGGCUUUCAGCUCUUUAAACAGGCAAUGAACAAAUCCCAAGGACCCUGAUGUGCCCAGAGAUGAGUGACAGGGCUGAUGCUGCUGAUAUAGCUAUAAAUUAUUUGGUUUUCUUGAUGUCUAGAGGGACACUUAACUCCUUACCUUAACUAUCAUCUGCUUAUUUCAUUUUCCAUACCACUAAGAGUUUAUAAAGGGUUUAUAAAGGAGUUUAAUAAUGGAAAAGGGCAACAGGCAACAGUGGCCUUACUACUUACAUUCUUACUUUGUUUUUUCCAUCAGUCAGCAUUAACAUAGCUAAUAAAAUUAUAUAGAAAGUCUGUUUAAUAUAGUUAAACUGAAUCAGUUUCUCUGAUUUUGCUAUUUAUAGGUUUAUAUUUGAGUAAAAUGAACAUUGUUGUUUUAUUCUAUAAACUACAGACAACAUUUCUCCCAAAUUCCAAAUAAAAAUAUUCUCAUUUAGAGCAUUUAUUUACAGAAAAUGAGAAAUGACUGAAAUAACAAAAAAGAUGCAGAGCUUUCAGACCUCAAAUAAUGCAAAAAAAAAAAAGAAAACAAGUUCAUAUUCAUUUUUUAAGUUUUAAGAGUUCAGAAAUCAAUGUUUGGUGGAAUAACCCUGGUUGGUUUUUAAUCACAGUUUUUUUUCAUGCGUCUUGGAAUCAUGUUCUCCUCCACCAGUCUUACACACUGCUUUUGGAUAACUUUAUCCCUUAUAUAUUUCAGAGGUUUUCAAUUUGGUAAAAUCAAAGAAAGAGCUCUAUAUGUUAGUGCUGACUGAUAGAAAAGACAAAGAUUACCAGUAUAAAUUAAUGUGGAAUCAAUAUUUGGCAAAUGACAGCCCACUGUUUUCCUUUCUAUUGAUUUGUUGUAACUGCUUAUUAGUGGUUUUAAAGUAUUUACAACAAAAUUAAUAAUCAUUUAUAGACUCAUUUACUUAUAAAUCCUUUAUAAACCCUUAAUAAUGGAGCCUUAUUAAACUUAAACUGGUACCUCAUUUUCUAUUAUUGGGAUGUUUUCACACCUAAAAAUCUAAACAACUAAACAACUUUACUACAUCCUCUAGUCAUCAUCACCUAUGUGGGCGGAGUCUCACUAUACUACACCCACUGAUUGGUUUGUAAAAUGUUCGAUGAGUUGCCAUUCCAGGUGUUGUGCUGAAUUGUGUCUUUCUGCCAGAAUGAGUGUAACAGAUUUAGAGUUUAGAAAUAAUGAUUAAUCUACAGUUACAGUAGAUACAGAAUCACCAGCACCUUUAUCCGCGUGAAUGUGGUGUUUGGGGUAUUUGAGACAGAUUUCUCUGGCUCUUAGAUUUAUGUUUCCUUUUAAAUAUAAUAGGGUGGGGUAUAUAUACUGUAUCAAUAUAGUGUAAAUAUAUUUCAAAGUGGAAGGAUGAUGCAAUAUAUUAGUAUAUAUAUAUAUAUAUAUAUUUUUUUUUUUUCUAUAUAUUAUUUUCUAUGAGAUGUGAUUCUGUUAUUGAUGAUUGACACACAUUCUGCUUUUUUUGAUUGUUGGUGAAGUUUUCUUUAAUAAUUUCAUUCUCAUUGUUGAGAGAUGCAGUACCAGUCAAAUAGUCAAAACUUUGGACAUACCCUAAAUUUAAAUCAUUAAUUUAAAACAUUUUGCAUUAUAGAUUAAUAGUAAAGGCAUCCAAACUAUGAAGAAAACAAACCAAAAUAGACGAUUUUAGAUGAUCAGUUUUGAACAUCUCUGCUGGAUUUUCUCAGUCAGUUUUAUGAGGUAGAGUCACCUGGAAUUCAGGCUUUCAGUUAACAGCUGUGCUGAACUCAUCAAGAGUUAAUUACUUGAAUUUCUUGUCUCUUAAUAAAGUGUUUGAGAGCAUCAGUUAAAGUAAAGUAGUGAAGAGGUAGAGUUACAGGUAUACAGUGAAUAGUGAAUAAUAGUGAGUAAUGUUCUAAUAUCUAAUAUUAUGAGAAGCAACAACUACUCAACUAAAUAAAGAAAAGUAAAAAAUGACUUACAAAAAUUAAGUUUAGUCAAACAAAAAGUCAAUUUUAAGAACUCAAAAAAUAUUCUUAAGUGCAGUCGCAAAAAAGACCAUCAAAAAUGCAAUGAUGGUGAAACUGGCACUCAUCAGGUCCACCCCUCUGGAUCACUUCAGUAUUCAUUUACAAUGUAGGGAAUAAAAAAAAAUACUUUUGACUGGUACUGUAAAUGAGAUUUAAUCUUAUCAAAAUGUGGGAUUAAUUAUUUGAGCCGAUCGUUGCAAUAAAAAAAUUAACACAUA